This is a messenger RNA of Centruroides sculpturatus (bark scorpion), 1305 nucleotides long. RefSeq lists its product as uncharacterized. The transcript is spliced from 10 exons. The record is from RefSeq and is a predicted model, not a curated record. The coding region runs from base 28 to 1278 and encodes 416 amino acids. Lineage: Eukaryota; Metazoa; Arthropoda; Arachnida; Scorpiones; Buthidae.
UCUGAAGCAAAUAGUUUACUGAAAAAGAUGAAUAAGAAUGAAAAUAUAAUUAUAUCAAAUAAGAAAGAUGAUUAUAUUCUAAAGACUCCCUUUAUUUUUAUUGUUGCAAAAAGAAUUUCUGCUGAGAUUAAUUAUCUUCAAAAAGAAUUUAAAGUUGCAUUGUAUGAUAUAAAAACAGUAGCAAACAUAUUGGGUAGAUCUUAUCCAAAAUUUUACAGAAAUGUAACAGAGAAACUUGCUAAAAAAGUGCUUAUGUUAUCAAAAGAGUCUGAAGUUUUAGAAGAAUGUCGGUGUCUUGCAAUAGCAGUAAAGAUAUAUUUUGAAAAGAAACAAUAUUCUCUUGCUUAUGAUAUUGCCAAAUAUCAAAAUUUAUUGAUGAAUAAAAUAGAAAAAACUUAUGUUGAAUUUAUAGAUUCUCUUAUAUUGUUGCUUAAAGCUCAGUAUUUUAAGAAUUGGAAAGCAGUUGAAAUGCACAUUAAAAUGGCAGAAUCUGCAAUUGAAUAUUGCAAUAAUUAUAUCAAGACAACUUCAAAUAUAUCUCUUGAAGAUAUGAAAUUUACUGGGGAUAUGUUUUACAAUGUUAUGUAUUUAGAAUUAAUAGAUGGAAAUGUAGAUCGAUGCAUUCAUCUAGGACUAGAAGGAAUUAGAUUAUUUUCAAAUACUCUAAACAUAAAAGUACUUCUUGUGAUUAUGCCAAUUUUUAUUCAAGCUCUCUUUUAUGCUAGACUCUAUUCGAAAUGUGUAGUGAUGCUUAAUAUGUAUUAUGGUUAUAUUUUUUCUACGGAUUUAAGCUCUGCAAUUGCUCUCUAUUAUGGAAAUACUUUACAACUACUUAAUCAUAAUGUUAUAACAGCUACAAGUGAACAAUUAAAAAUGUUACAAGAAUUAUCAGAGGCACCUUAUAAUUUAAGACCACAAAGUCCUGAUGAUAUUGAAUUUUAUCUCUCAGCCAAUAUGACAUUAUGGUGCAUUAAGAAUUAUUUUAGUGAAGAAACAGAGAAAUGGUUAAGCAUAACUAUGGCUUUUAAAGAGAAAAAGUUAACUAGUUAUUGGGCAUCUUUAGCAGAGAGCUGCAUAAUAAAUAUAAACAUUGAUAAAUUUUUUACUGAAAAUAUAAUAAAACCAAAUGAAUUAAAGAAGAAAAAGAGAAAAAUAUAUAAAGAAAUAAUCAUCUUAGGAAAAAAGGUAUCCAAAUCUUACAUAGUGCUUCUGAAUGAAAUGAAUUAUCUUAAAAAUUAUUUAGAUUACACUUGGGAGCAUAAAAUGAUAUCUAUUUGAAGAUGUUGCAAUAAAAGUUUUUAAAUA